Messenger RNA from Cynara cardunculus var. scolymus (artichoke), 4498 nucleotides. RefSeq names its product ABC transporter C family member 3-like. The coding region runs from base 35 to 3922 and encodes 1295 amino acids. The transcript has 10 exons. Gene Ontology annotation, molecular function: ABC-type transporter activity; ATP hydrolysis activity; ATP binding. Gene Ontology annotation, cellular component: vacuolar membrane; plant-type vacuole. The record is from RefSeq and is a predicted model, not a curated record. NCBI's taxonomy places the organism in Eukaryota, Viridiplantae, Streptophyta, Magnoliopsida, Asterales, Asteraceae. Gene Ontology annotation, biological process: transmembrane transport.
UUUUAACACAAUCCCCACAGAACUUGGAACUGCAAUGGAGGUAUCCCAUCGAGAUAUCGGGGGCGAUAACGGUCUUCGACAACCGCUCUUAACCGACACUUCUAAACCUUCCGCAAACAAAGCAAGAGAAUCAAGUUCCCCCGAAACUCUAACCCCUUAUGCAAACUCUACCCUUUUUAGCCUUCUCACUUUCUCUUGGUUGAGCCCAAUGGUUGCCAUCGGUCACAAGAAGCCAUUAGACCUCGAAGACGUUCCUCAGCUCUCGGGUGUUGAUAGCGUAGUCGGAUCUUUCCCCAUUUUAAAACACAAGUUGGAUCCUGAUCACUUUAACGGUAAGAAACUCACAACUUCCGAGCUCGUGAUCGCUUUGAUCCAUACCACACAGAAAGACAUCCUAAUUACAGCAAUUCUUGCCCUUCUUUACACAUUGGCUUCUUACGUUGGUCCUUAUCUCAUAGAUUCAUUUGUUCGAUUUCUUAACGGAACCCAAGAUUCGAAUAAGUACCAAGGUUAUCUCUUUGUUCUUGUGUUCUUUCUUGCCAAAGUUGUGGAGUCUGUAUCACAGAGACACUGGUUCUUCAAGCUGCAACAAGGCGGAAUUCGGGCCAGGGCAGCUCUUGUUGCGAUGAUUUACGAAAAGGGUUUGACCGUUUCUAGUCGGUCAAAGCUCAGUAGUUCCAGUGGCGAGAUUACCAACCUUAUAGCCAUUGAUGCUGAAAGAAUCGGUGAGUUUGGCUGGUACAUACAUGAUCCAUGGCUAGUAAUCGUGCAGGUGGGUUUAGCGUUAGGAAUUUUAUAUCUGAAUCUUGGGUUUGCUUCACUUGCUGCAUUAGUAGCCAUUGUUAUCGUGAUGUUGCCUAAUAUUCCGUUAGGAAGUGUACAGCAGAAGUUUCAAGAGGAGUUAAUGACAUGUAAAGAUAAGAGAAUGAAAAAAACAUCGGAAAUCUUGAGGAAUAUGAAGAUUCUUAAACUUCUGGCAUCGGAGAUGAAGUUUUUGUCCAGAAUUAUCGAGCUUCGAAAUCUUGAAACCGGAUGGUUGAAAAAGUACCUGGUUACUUCAGCCACGAUCGUGUCGGUAUUCUGGGUUGCGCCUACUUUCGUAGCUGUGGUCACUUUCGGAACAUGUAUGCUUGCCGGGAUUCCGCUUGAAUCCGGGAAGAUAUUAUCUGCAGUUGCAACGUUUAAAAUACUUCAACAACCGAUUUACAAUCUUCCUGAUACAGUUGCAAUGAUAGCACAAACUAAAGUCUCGUUAGAUCGUAUAAUCUCAUACCUUAAUCUCGAUGACUUAGAUUCUGGUCUUGUAGAGAUGCUGCCACGAGGUUGUUCUGAUGUUGCAAUCGAGAUAACGAAUGCUACCUUUUCGUGGGAUGUUUCAUCUGCGGAUCAAGUAUUGAAAGAUAUAAACAUCAAAGUUGAUCAUGGGAUGAAGGUUGCUGUUUGUGGGACCGUUGGAUCAGGGAAAUCUAGUUUUCUUUCGUGUAUCCUUGGUGAAGUGGCUAAAGUAUCAGGAAGUAUUAAGCUCAGUGGUACCACAGCUUAUGUGGCUCAGUCUCCAUGGAUACAGAGCGGAAAAAUAGAAGAGAACAUCUUAUUUGGUAAAGAGAUGGACAAAAUAAGGUACGAUAAGGUUCUUGAAGUAUGCGCGUUGAAGAAAGACCUUGAAAUUCUGCCGUUUGGUGAUCAAACGGUUAUUGGAGAGAGGGGAAUCAAUUUGAGUGGCGGGCAGAAGCAGAGAUUACAGAUUGCUCGUGCUUUAUAUCAAGAUUCAGACAUCUAUCUCUUUGAUGAUCCGUUCAGUGCAGUUGAUGCUCAUACCGGAAGCCAUCUCUUUAAAGAAUGUUUACUGGGAUUUCUGGACUCAAAAACAGUUAUUUACAUCACCCAUCAAGUUGAGUUCUUGCCGGCUGCUGAUCUUAUCCUGGUCUUAAAAGCUGGAAGGAUCAAACAAGCUGGAAAGUAUAAAGACAUUCUCAAUUCAGGAAGCGACUUUAUGGAACUCGUUGGUGCACAUAAAGAAGCUUUAUCGGUAAUUGAUUCUAUAAACACAAGCUUUGAAUACGAAAACCCACAAGUUACGGAUGAAGAUAGAAAUGAGUUUAAAUCAGAAAAAACAGAAGGGACUAACAGACAGCUUGUUCAGAAAGAGGAAAGGGAAAAGGGGAGUGUUGGUCUUUCUAUAUACUGGAGAUACAUUACAAGUGCUUAUAAAGGGGCACUUGUGCCCUUUAUAUUGCUAACAGCAGUUCUAUUUGAGCUUAUUCAAGUGGCAAGCAAUUACUGGUUGGCUUGGGCAUCACCCGUUUCAGACGGGAUGGUGCCUCCGGUUGGAGGGUCUACACUCAUAAUCGUUUAUGUAGGUUUGGCAAUUGGAAGCACUUUUUGCAUAUUUGGUAGAGCGAUGUGGCUUACAAUUGCUGGCUAUGUGACGGCCAAGCUACUCUUCAAUAAAAUGCAUUUAUGCAUUUUUCAUGCUCCUAUGUCUUUCUUUGAUGCUACCCCAAGUGGGCGAAUUCUAAAUAGAGCAUCCACAGAUCAAACUGCGGUGGACGUGACAAUUCCAAAUGCCAUUGGUGUUUUUGUGUUUGCAGUUAUACAGCUUCUUGCUGUUAUUGCAAUCAUGUCUCAGAUUUCUUGGCAGGUGUUUCUGGUUUUCGUUCCAGUCAUUGCUAUUUGUAUAUGGUUACAGCAAUAUUACAUCUCUACAGCACGAGAGUUAGCAAGACUAGUUGGUGUGUGCAAAGCCCCCAUAAUACAACAUUUCACCGAAACAGUGUCGGGUUCAACAACCAUCAGGAGUUUUCGUCAAGAAGACAGAUUUCAAGACACGAAUAUGAAACUCCUUGAUGGAUAUUCCCGACCAAAUUUUCACAGUGCUGCUGCUAGAGAGUGGCUAUCAUUUCGGGUGGAGUUAUUGGCCUCUGUUACUUUUGCUUUUUUCCUAAUUUUUUUGCUCAUUAUUCCAAAUGGGACCAUCGAUCCAAGCAUUGCGGGGUUAGCAGUAACAUAUGGGCUUAAUUUGAACAUCCUACAAGCUUCGGUAAUAUGGAAACUAAGCAACAUGGAGAAUAGCAUUAUUUCAGUUGAAAGAAUAUUUCAGUACAUGUCUAUCCCAAGCGAGGGACCUCUUGUUGUGGAAUCAAGUAGGCCAAGCGAUAUGUGGCCAUCACAUGGAAAAAUAGAUAUCUGCAACCUUCAGGUACGGUAUGCUUCACACAUGCCACUUGUGUUAAGAGGACUUACCUGCACUUUUCAUGGUGGCAAGAAGACUGGAAUUGUAGGGAGAACAGGAAGUGGUAAAUCAACUCUUAUACAAACACUCUUUCGCAUUAUUGAACCAACUAUGGGAGCAAUUUUCAUAGAUGAGAUCAAUAUAUCCACAAUUGGACUUCAUGAUUUACGGUCAAAAUUGAGCAUAAUCCCUCAAGAUCCAACCAUGUUCCAAGGAACUGUAAGAAGCAAUAUGGAUCCACUUGAACAGUACACUGAUGAACAGAUUUGGGAGGCUCUAGAUAAGUGCCAACUUGGAAAUGAAGUUAGAAGGAAGGAAGGCAAGCUUGAUUCGGCAGUUGAUGAGAAUGGAGAGAAUUGGAGCAUGGGUCAAAGACAACUGGUCUGUCUUGGGCGAGUGUUACUCAAGAAAAGCAAGAUCUUGGUGCUUGAUGAAGCUACUGCAUCGGUGGAUACAUCAACCGACUAUAUGAUACAACAAACACUUGGGCAGCACUUCUCUGACUCAACUAUCAUCACUAUUGCACAUCGGAUCACAUCGAUGCUCAACGGUCACAUGGUUCUAGUCUUGGAACAAGGACUCAUUGAGGAAUAUAAUUCACCAUUAAAGUUGUUGGAAAACAAAUCUUCUUCCUUUGCAAAGCUUGUUGCUGAGUACCGUGGGAGAUCUAGUUCGAGCUAUGGAACCUAGAAUUGCUGUUAUUCGCGGGUAUUAUGGUCAAUAAGUCAAUUGUAUUAGGCUAUGGUACAAGUCUUGGAUACAAAUAUGUGAAGCAGGGUAGUGGGUCGGUUACUUGGUAUAAAUAAGAGGGUUUUGGAGGGGAGAAAGGCAUCGAUCAUUCUAUUGAGUUUGAGAUUGGCGAAAGCCUCUGAGAGACCUCCAACUUCUCGAAUCGUUGAAACCCUUUGUUCAAUAAUUUGAUUUCAGUUGUAAUUCCAUGUUGAAGUCAUCAUUGUGUACCAAUUUCAUUGUUAAUUGCUCUGAUACCAACUGAUACAACCUGAGAAAUUAACAAUAAAAUUGGUACACAAUGAUGACUUCAAUAUGCAAUUAGAAUUGAAAUCAAAGGAUUGAACAUGUUCCAGCAAUUCGAGAUGCUGGAGGUCUCCCAAAGGCUUUCGCCAAUCUCAAACUCCAUUGAAUAAUCACAACCCUCCUCCCCUCCAAAACCCUCUUAUUGAUACCAAGUAACCGACCCUCUACCCUGCUUCACCUACUUGUACCCGACAGUAAACACUUGUACUAUAGCCUACUACAAUUGACUUA